Messenger RNA from Patiria miniata (bat star), 1496 nucleotides. RefSeq names its product 45 kDa calcium-binding protein-like (gene sdf4). The record is from RefSeq and is a predicted model, not a curated record. Gene Ontology annotation, biological process: calcium-ion regulated exocytosis. The transcript has 7 exons. The coding region runs from base 247 to 1383 and encodes 378 amino acids. Gene Ontology annotation, cellular component: endoplasmic reticulum. NCBI's taxonomy places the organism in Eukaryota, Metazoa, Echinodermata, Asteroidea, Valvatida, Asterinidae. Gene Ontology annotation, molecular function: calcium ion binding.
GCGCCCUCUAUAUUUUUCGGUACACGUUGGAGUAUCGCACGUCCGGUUUUCUAUUUGCGUAGUGCACAUGUUAAGAAAUUGCCCCAAAUUCUUUCGUAUUUCUCCACUGUGCACGGAAAAUGUCGAUCAGGAAAGCUCGUUUUGCUGCAUAAAUUUGAGAACUCGGUGUGACCGAAACCCCGAAUAGAGGAGUAAAAUCAACGUCAUCUUUUGAAGAAUCGUCGGUUAACACUUACGUCAUCCACAAUGAAGGUUUCAAUAUGCAGGGAGUGCCUGCAAUCCUUCCUCCUUAUCGUGGUGUUCUCAGUCGGUGCCUACAACGCAAACGUCAUCCGCAGGACGGACAAGGACAAGCAAGAAAUCGAACACAACAACUCCAAGAUCGGAGACCCUGCCCCGCUCGAUCGUCGGGAAAGGGUACGGCUGAUGAAGGAAGGACAGCAAAAUCGGGACAAUGGGGGAGUGAUUGAUUUGGCCCCGCCCAAUCACAACGACGGGGUGCGGAUCAUGAGGGGCGGGGAGCUGAACAAAGAGUUUCAACAGGAGGUGUUCCUGGGACCCGACCACGCCGAUUUUGAGAACAUCCCGGAGAAGGAAGGCAAACGGAGACUGAUGGAAAUAUUCUCCAAGGCAGACACCAACAAGGAUGAAUAUUUGGACCUCGGUGAACUGACGGAAUGGAUCGCUAUCCAGACGGAGAAACACUUCGAAGAGGCACUGGAAGCGAGCAAGAAAAUCUUCCCGUUUGUCGAUACGGACUCAGACGGUAAAAUUCACUGGGACGAGUAUCGGAAACAGUUCCUCAAGCAGCGAGGUUACGACGAAAAGACUCUAGAGGAGCUCAAGAAAGGGAAAAGUGCCUUGAAAAAUGAGGAUGAAGAGGAUUACAUGACAUACCGGGAUCGAUGGAGCCGGGCAGAUGAGGACGAUGAUGACAUCUUAAACCAGGAAGAAUUCCUAGCCUUCCUGCAUCCUGAACACUGCAAAUCAAUGCUCAACUUACUCGUGGAGGAACUCCUGCAUGAUUUUGACUCGGACGGCGACAGCAAGCUGACGCUGGGUGAGUUUGUCUCUCUUCCCCAGUUGAGCAGCAAGGAGUUGGAGAAAGCUGGCAAGGAAGAUGAGUGGGUGCGAGAACGCAUCAAGGAGUUCAAGGAGAACAUGGACCUAAAUCGGGAUGGAGUCUGCGACGCCCAGGAACUAGAAGUGUAUGUGAACCCGAGGAAUCGACAGCAUGCUGAGGGAGAGGCCAGUCACCUUAUUGGAGUCGCCGACGAGAACGAAGACAACAAGCUCUCCCCCAGGGAGGUCUUGAGCAACUACUACGUCUUCAUCGGCAGUAAACUCUACAAUUACGGCAGGAACGUCCAUGAUGAAUUCUGAGGAGACUGUUCGAAAAUACAUUACUUUCUUAAAAUUUUGUUUUAGUUACAUUUUUUGGGUGCAAACAAGAAACCUCCAAGCAGUGCUGCAGUUGAGUCUGUCACAAGACAGUC